AUGCUAAAAAAAGUAAAAAAACUUUCAAAGAAUUAUAAAAAACAUGAAGAUAAAGUUACGAAAUAUAACUAUCUUUCAACAAAUUAUGAAGGCAUUGAAUUUCCAUCAGCAUGGUCUGAGCUUAGAGCAAGUCAUCAAUUUUGUGAUGGAAUAAUAAAAUGUGCUGGGAGAUCAUAUUUUCCAAUCCAUCGACCAAUCCUCUCAGCCGUAAGCCCGUUCUUCAGAGCUCUUUUCAUCAACAGGUUGAAUAGAAACGCAGAAGGCACAAAUGAAGUGUCAAUUAAUAAUGUUCCUGGUGAUAUCUUCAGUCUUAUCUUGGACUAUGCUUACACUGGAACUUGCAAAGUAACUGCAGAAAAUGUUGAACAACUUCUACCCUUUGCUGAUCAAUUUCAAGUCCAGGGUGUCGUUCAACUUUGUUGUCAAUUUCUUUUACAGGAACUCAAACCAGAUAAUUGUUUAGGUAUUUACAAAUUUGCUAAACAUUAUUUCUGUAAGGAUUCAAAUGAAAAGUGCAAGAAGUAUAUUUAUCAUCACUUUAAAGAAAUAUAUAAAGAAAACAGUGAAUUUAAAGAACUAGAUCACAAUGAGCUGAUAAGUAUUCUAGAAAAUGAUGAACUGAAUGUAAGAAAUGAAGAAACUGUGUUUGAAGCCAUUAAAUCUUGGGUUGAAGUUAAUGAAAAAGAGAGAAAAGAAUAUUUACCGAUGUUAUUGAAAUGCAUUCGUUAUAAAUUCAUCAAUUCCGAUUAUAUUUCCAAUAAUAUUCUCUCUUGGAAAUUAAUUCAAAAUAAUCAAAAUUGUCAAGAAAUUUUUGAACCAUCAAAUAUUAAAUCAGAUUUAUUUUCACGUUUACGAAUUCCUUAUGAGAUUCUCUUCGCUAUUGGGGGUUGGUCCGAGGGUUCUCCAACAAAUUUCAUUGAAACCUACGAUUGUCGUGCUAAUAAAUGGUUUUUAUCUAUUCAUACCGAUACUGUACUUCGAGCAUAUCAUGGCCUUUGUACUUUAAACAACCUCAUUUAUGUGAUCGGAGGCUUUGAUGGUUACAACUACUUCAAUACUGUUCGCUGUUUCAAUCCAAUUACCAAAGAAUGGAUCGAAAAAGCCUGCAUGUAUCACGUUCGAUGCUUUGUAAGUGUUUGUACUGAUGAUGGCAUAAUUUAUGCACUUGGUGGCUGCUCUAAUGGACCCACAAGAUUAUCAUCAGCUGAGAGAUAUAAACCUGAACGUAAUCAGUGGGAAAUGAUUCCACCAAUGCAUCGACAAAGAUCUGAUGCGUCUGCUGCUGCUUUGAAUCAUAAAAUUUAUAUUGUUGGAGGGUUUAAUGGAAAAGAAAUUCUACGAUCUUGUGAAGUAUUUGAUAUUGAAUCUAAUCAAUGGAGCUACAUCAGAUCAUUGAGUUAUCCAAGAACAAAAAUGUCUCUGGUAGCAUUUGGUGAUGAUUUAUAUGUUUUCGGUGGUUAUGAUGGACUCACACGACUUACUUCAGUGGAACGUUACAAUUCUACUGAACGAAAGGAGUGGGAAAAAGUUCCGCGUAUGUCUACUGCUAGAAGUAAUUUGGCUGCUGUUGUUUUGGAUGAGAUGAUAUAUGUUUUCGGUGGUUACACUGGAUCUGUUACUACUUCGUCAAUGGAAUAUUAUAAUCCGAAAACUAACCAGUGGAGUAAUAGUUCUUCCAUGAAUCUCAAUAGAUGUGCUCUUGGUGCUUGUGUUCUUUCAGGCCUUCCUGAUGCUAAAGAAUAUUCAUUUCUUAGCAAGACCAAAAAUUAUAUCCAAGAUCAAAAAAUUUCCAAACCUAAAGAAGAGUCAGAAGAAAGUAUCAAAGAAUCUCCCACUUAUCCCACCAAAACUAUCGAUUAAAAGACAAAUGAAUCUUAAUCAUAGCAAUGAAAUUUUAUAUUUUAUUUGUAUAUUCAGC
Molecule: messenger RNA, 1918 nt
Organism: Chelonus insularis
Lineage: Eukaryota; Metazoa; Arthropoda; Insecta; Hymenoptera; Braconidae
Product: kelch-like protein 10
Exons: 8
Coding region: 1-1860 (619 amino acids)
Molecular function (GO): protein binding
Source: RefSeq, a predicted model, not a curated record